Drosophila simulans is the source of this 6749-nucleotide messenger RNA. It is a transcript of the gene Nipped-B, whose product is annotated as nipped-B protein. Gene Ontology annotation, molecular function: chromatin binding. The coding region runs from base 278 to 6550 and encodes 2090 amino acids. The transcript is spliced from 24 exons. Gene Ontology annotation, cellular component: Scc2-Scc4 cohesin loading complex. Gene Ontology annotation, biological process: establishment of mitotic sister chromatid cohesion; establishment of protein localization to chromatin; replication-born double-strand break repair via sister chromatid exchange. The record is from RefSeq and is a predicted model, not a curated record. Lineage: Eukaryota; Metazoa; Arthropoda; Insecta; Diptera; Drosophilidae.
GCUGAAACGGUAUUCUUUAUUAAGUUUAGCGCGGCCACACUAUCCUACAGGUCGGCCAUAUUCUUCAAACACUAUUUCGAAAACUAAAAAAGUAAAAGUACUUAGUAAUGUAAAUUUAUAAGUUGGUAUUUAAUUAAAACGCAAAGGAGAAUCGGAGUAAUUCCUUUAAAUUGAACUGUGCCAAUUCGUUAAUAUUUGUUGUUCGCAUUAACGUAACGGUAAAUGCUCUUAGAAUCAAAGUUGUGUUGUAAUCUGUCGGAUUAUACUUUCAUUUAAUAUGGGGGAACGUGACAACCCAACCGUACCUGUAACAACAUUAGCUGGUUUAACCAGCACUUCUGAUUUGCUAAGCGAGCUACCAGUGGCGGAUUCGCUCCAGAGUGCAGCGUCCUUAAAUAAAUCUUUAUUGUUCCAUGCUUUGGUAGCUAACGAGUCUAGCAAUUUACUUUCUAUGCGAAAUGAAAAUCUAGUUCGACAAUUGGUAACUGCCAUUGAGAGAACAAACUCCGAUAAUAUAGAGUUAAUACAGUGCCCAGUUCAAGACACAGCAACUAACUGUAGUACUUAUCCUGAGCUUCUACAGGGAAUAUAUCAUUUUCGCCCAGCGGUUUUUAACACAUCCAUAAAAAUACACUCUCCGGACCAACAUACUGCUAAUGCUCGAUUAGAGGCAAAGAAAAUGCAAAUUGAUUCCUAUUCAAUACCGGAAUGUUAUGCAUCACAAACAAAUGUGUCCAUUUCAAAUGAACAUCAAUUGCAAGACGCUCAAGUCUGUUUCAAUCAUCUUACUAGUAUGACCUCAAAAGAAAUCUUAGAAGAAUUUUCACAAAUAAAUUUUAAAGAAAAUUCAACAGAAAAAGAUAAAAUUGAUGACUUUAUCGAAAAUUCAGAUUUAAAUGUGACUAAGAUACUUACACAAAAUACUCUAAAAAAAAAGUCUAAUACACCGGAAAGAAGUACGGUGCAAUCAAUACAAGAACAGUUUUUUAUUCAGCAACAAGAAGCCAAUUAUAAUUUAAAACAUGAUUUUAAACAAGUAUCAACAAAUGUUGGUCAAAUUGAAAAUAUUUCUCAUACUUUUCCCCAUGAGCUAUCAAAUUUUAAUUUAAAUUCUGUAAAUAUCCCCAACGUGUUAUAUGUACAAAGUCCACCUUCCACUGAAUCAGAACCAACUCAAGCACACAACUCAUCAAUUGAAUAUUUAAAAAAAAAAAAAACGGAAAUUCUUGACGUCAGCAUUUUAAAUCGACAACAGUUGUUAGAAAAUACCAGCUUACAUAUUAUCAAUAAAAGUUCAACGUACCAAACGAACCAAAAUGUAUCAACAACUACAUCGACAUCUACUUCCUCAAGUGGCAAGUCCCAGGUCCGGGUAUGUAUAAAUCGCCUUAGUAUUGAGGAUUCUCGCCUUAUGCAACAGAGUAUUAAAAAGUUUGUACAAAAGUCACCAGAAUUGGCUAGAAGCAUGGGGUUACUACAAGAAACGUGCCAGCAGCAACAUGAAAACUUGAAUAUUAUACACACGAGUGCGGAAGAAUGUGUAGUAGUGAGUCGUGCGUCCAGUACAAAUAAUACAGUCAAAAUCCCUAUUGAUACAUUUUCUACUAUAAAAGCCGAUGAAAAACGAUCCGCGAAAAGAAAACUUGCCAUAUCAGUUGGUGACAUCCCACCGGAACAAAUAUUUUCAAAGCCUAAAAUGCGUCGGGUCGAAAGAAUUACACCUCUUUCUAACACAAAGUGUGUGAAGGAAGAAGUCACCCGUUCGCAAACAUAUCAACAAUUUAUUCGAAACAUGGAUCAUAUAAUUGAAAUUUUAGACGAUAGUGAAUCUCCUAACUUUGAUUCAGAGGAUGUAGACGAGACCAUUGAAUGCAUUUCCUCAAAACUUUUAAAUUCAAUGAGUACUGAUGUUGCCAAGUUAAAAGCUAAGCAGGCUUUAGAUUCCAUACCAAAAAAUAAGUUAACCCUACUUAUUAAUUAUGCAAUGCGCAACGUGUACUUAGCCCGGAAUUAUUUUGCUGGAACGGAGGACGAAGAUGAAUUUGUAGAUGAUGAAGUUAUUGAAAAAUUACUUAACGCAAUGGAUGCUUGCUUGCUUAUAUGUAACAUUUAUUCUACAGUAAGCGACCUCCAGUUUUUACAAGAAGAUAACGUAUCACACAUUAUAAAAUUUACGCAAUUUCAACUGCGAGAAACCAUAUUUCCUCUUCAUGACCCGGUUUACACGGCAAAAAGUAUAAAGAGGACAAAUCAUCGUAAAAAAAUAAAAUCACACCAAGCUCAAAAUCGAAGUAUGCAGCUAUUCUACUUGAAAACUGUAGAGCUAUUAAAAGUUUUUGUUACACUUUUUGACAAAUGUGUAUUUGUUGAUACUAUAGUUUUACCAUUGUCGACACUGGCUAUUGAACCAUUUUUUGUUGACAACAUAGAGACGUUGCAAUUUGUAUGUUUGGAACUCGUUACCACACUAACCGUAGACCGAUGCUUGGAACAGUCUUUAUUUAUUUUUCGCAAGGAAAGAUACGAUAAAAUAAGAAACAGUAUCUUAGGCGACAUUUUGACAUCUAUUGAUCGGUUACCUUCGUCAAAAAAAAAUCUUCGCCCAUAUAAACUUACAAACAAUGGCGGAAAUAUUCAAAUGGUUACAGCACUUGUAUUGCAAUUAAUUCAAUGCGCCACGAUUUUACCGGAUUCCCUUUGUGAUAAUGGCAAAUUUAGUAACAAACCACAAGAGGGAAAUUCUUUUGAUGAAGAAGGAAAAAAAUUGCUUCAGCCUAGUCAGGAUCUACUCGUUUUACAAAAAUAUGAUGUAGCUGUCAGCAUUGGUGGAAAUUUCUUAACAACUUUCCUUAACAAAUGCAAAUCUCGGUCUAAUGAAACUGAUUUUCGGCCUCUGUUUGAAAAUUUUAUUCAUGAUUUACUGGCCACCGUGAAUAAGCCUGAAUGGCCUGCAUCUGAAUUAUUGCUUUCGCUGUUGGGAACUAUGCUGGUUCGCUACGUUUCUGAUAAGGGUAUAGAACAAAGCAUUCGUUUGGUAUCAUUGGAUUACCUGGGCAUAGUAGCUGCUCGAUUGCGAAAAGACACAGUGGAAUCUCGGUGUAGAGUUAACAUUAUUGAUUCAAUGAUUCAAUCCAUCAAAUUAGAGCAAGAAAAGGAGGGAGAUGUAACAUCAAACAAUGAUCAAUUUGAACUAGAGCCCGAGGAGCAGCGAACAGAUUUUUUGCAAAAGAUUCUUCUCGACUUUCUAGCUGUAAAUGCUCAAGAAGAAAACUUAAUCUGGGACUAUGCUAGACAUUUUUAUUUGGCACAAUGGUAUCGGGAUGUCAUAUAUCAAAGACGUAGGAUAAAUGAUGGCAAAAAAGGUUUGGCUUUCAGGAAGUCUAAAAUUUGUAAUAAUCGGAAGACGAAUGGUGAUUAUUUAGAUACGUCGGAUUCUGGAUCGUGCGAUGAAAGUGAUACCGAUACAAACAAAAAGAGAAUUCACUGUAUGGAAAGCAAUAAUUUAGAACUAAAUAUUAACAUCUAUAAGGCUUUAGAAGCCAGAAAGCAAUAUUUUAUCAACAAAAUUAAGCCAUUUUCAGUUUUUGGCGAGCAAAACCACUCGUCAAAUCAGCACAUCAAAACAUACAUAGAUUAUAAUAACGCUCAGUUAAUAGCGCAAUAUCUGGCCACCAAAAGGCCCUUUAGUCAAUCUUUUGAUGGAUGCUUAAAGAAAAUUAUUUUAGUUGUGAAUGAACCGUCGAUAGCAGUAAGGACACGUGCAAUGAAAUGUCUUGCCAACAUUGUGGAAGUUGAUCCAUUGGUCCUAAAACGAAAAGACAUGCAAAUGGGAGUUAAUCAGAAAUUCCUAGACACAGCUAUUUCGGUACGAGAGGCUGCUGUAGAUUUGGUUGGAAAAUUUGUUCUUAGUAAUCAAGAUCUAAUCGAUCAGUAUUACGAUAUGCUGUCUACUCGUAUUUUGGAUACUGGUGUCUCCGUACGGAAAAGGGUCAUUAAAAUUUUGAGAGAUAUUUGUUUAGAAUAUCCAGAUUUUGCAAAAAUUCCCGAAAUUUGCGUAAAAAUGAUUCGACGUGUUCAUGACGAAGAAGGCAUUCAAAAACUUGUUACGGAAGUUUUUAUGAAGAUGUGGUUUACACCGUGUAUUAAAAAUGAUAAAAUUGGAAUACAAAGGAAAAUAAAUCAUAUAAUUGACGUGGUAAAUACUGCACAUGAUACUGGAACCACUUGGUUAGAGGGCCUUCUAAUGAGUAUAUUUAAGCCAAGAGAUAAUAUGCUAAGGUCUGAAGGAUGCGUUCAAGAAGUUAUUAAGAGGAACACAGAGCCACCAAUGGAUAUUGUGAUAGCUUGUCAACAAUUAGCGGACGGACUAGUUGACAGACUAAUUGAAUUGGAAGAUACAGAUAACUCGCGAAUGCUGGGUUGUAUUACCACACUACAUUUACUGGCUAAAGUGCGGCCACAACUGCUGGUUAAGCAUGCUAUAACAAUUGAACCAUAUCUCAACAUAAAAUGUCAUUCUGCCACAGCUGCAAAGUUCAUAUGUGCAGUUGCAGAUAUUCUCGAAAAAGUAGUUCCUCUGGUUAAUAAUGCCAGUGAAUCCUUUUUAGCAUCGUUGGAAGAGCAUUUAAUGUUAUUGGUUGUUUCACGAAAUCAAGCCGAAGUUACUAGCUGUGUUUCUUGCUUGGGAGCACUUGUGAAUAAGAUUACACAUAACUUUAAAUUGAUCCGCGACUGUUUUCAAAAAUUUUAUCGGGUUCUUGAUGUGUCUCGAAGUCAAGUAAUACAAGGAAACAACAGCGUAGAUAAUAUUUACACUCCCAGCUUUCGGCGAAGUUUGUUUACGAUCGGAAUACUAAUGCGAUAUUUCGACUUUAAGUCUCCUAUUGCGUUAGGUGAAACAAAUGAUGGACUGCCUGUUUCUAUAUGUGAGGAUGUAUUCCAUUGCUUGAUGUUCUUCUGCCGUUGUACUAAUCAAGAAAUUCGAAAGCAAGCACUUAUUUCGCUUGGAUCAUUUUGUGUACUAAACGAUGGCUACCUUACUAGAUCCGAACUUAAAAAUUUGUAUUGCGAAAUUUUAAGUUCAAUAGCCAACGAUGCUGGCUUUAAAAUAAUCUGCAUGCGAAAUAUUUGGAUUUAUCUAACGGAAUCUGAAAUGUUUAUGCACAAUAAGGAAAAAGAAUGGGAAAAACAAUCAAAACACGAAGAUCUUAAGGAAAUGAACGACGUUUCGUCUGGCAUGGCAAGUCGAAUAAUUCAACUAUAUUUAGAAGAAAUUCUCGAAUGCUUUCUUAAUCGGGAUGACACAGUUCGGUUAUGGGCUGUCAAAGUAAUACAGAUUGUCCUCCGUCAAGGUUUGGUUCACCCUGUUAGAAUGGUUCCGUAUUUAAUUUGCCUAAGUACUGAUCAUAGGAUAGAGUCCGCUCAUCGAGCUGAUGCAUUGUUAAAAGAUAUUGAUAAAACAUACUCUGGAUUUGUUAAUAUGAAAGUGCAAUUCGGGCUACAACUUUGCUUUAAGCUACAAAAAAUUUUACAAAUAAACAACAGAGGGAAACUGGAAAUAAUUAGAGGUUAUGCGAGUCGUGGACCAGAUAAUACAACUACCGCUUUAAACGAUUUUCUGUAUACACUUCUUCGCACUACUAAACCGCAAAGGCGUGCUUUGGUGCAAACAGUUACUAAACAGUUUGACGAUCAGAAAACAUCAUUACAACAAAUGUUAUAUAUUGCUGAUAACCUGGCUUACUUUCCAUAUGUAGUUCAAGAUGAACCUUUAUAUCUAAUCCAUCAAAUAGAUCUUCUUAUUUCUAUGGCUGGGACACAUUUACUUGCUACAUUCAAGGAACAUAUAAAACCGAGCGACAAGGAAGGAGAUGUUUUAGAAGAUGAUGAUGACGUAGAAGAUCCAGAGGUGUUGUUUAACAGAUUGCCCGAAGAUAUGACAGAAAUUAUAAAAUGUAUAACAUCUGCUCAAGCAUGUAUGCUUCUUUUAAUACUGAAAGAUCAUCUGAAGGAAAUGUAUGCGAUUACUGACAGUAAAAUUUCAAGAUAUUCACCUUCUGAACAAAAAUUAUAUGAAAAAGCCGUAACACGUAAAAGUGUUAAUGAUUUUAAUCCAAAAACGACUAUUGAUGUUAUAAAGAAACAAAUGUCGCAAGAGAAAUUGAGUACGGACAUUAAUUUUACAUUUACUAAAGAGGAGAAAUUGGACCUUGUUGUUAAAUACCUUGAUUUUAAGCAACUGAUGCUAAAACUGGAUCCGGAUGAUGGAGACUCCGAUGCUGAUGAAUCUCGCGACAAAACAAUUUUAAAUAUCUCUGCUUCUUCUGAUGGGGUGACAUUCUCCAAUUCAGCAAAAAAUUCUCACCCCGCUUGUGAUGGAUACUCAUUAACCACCACGGAUGGUGUUGAUGUCCCAAUGUCUCAUAUUGCGAAGGCAUCUCUUUUGACUUCAAAACCUAGUGGUCGCAAAACAAAUCCUGUGCGAACUAAAAAAAAAAGAAGAAAAAUGGAUUCUACGGAUGAUGAAACCAGUGACGCUGAAUAUGCUUGAGCGAACCAUUAUAAUUUUGUGUAUUGAAUAACAUUUAAAAUUUUAUUUUUAGUACCUAAGCCGAAGUCGAAACUAAGCAACAAUAAAAUUACAUGUAUAUUACAACACAAAAACAUAUUAUCAUGCAAAUAAAAUAAGAUACAAAUGAAUUGUAUUAGUUGGUAAUAACUUGAUGAAUAAAAUAAUUUUUCCUAUUCUA